Penicillium argentinense is the source of this 660-nucleotide messenger RNA. Its product is annotated as ankyrin repeat protein. The transcript has a single exon. Gene Ontology annotation, molecular function: protein binding. NCBI's taxonomy places the organism in Eukaryota, Fungi, Ascomycota, Eurotiomycetes, Eurotiales, Aspergillaceae. Gene Ontology annotation, cellular component: cytoplasm; nucleus. The coding region runs from base 1 to 660 and encodes 219 amino acids. The record is from RefSeq and is a predicted model, not a curated record.
AUGGCCCAGCCCAAUCCGUACCUCUUGGCAUGCGACCAGCCAGCAGCAUUGCUCGAGCUGCUGCGCUCCAAUCCCGCGAUCGCGUCCUGUCAGGACGAGCACGGAUAUUCCUUGCUCCACGCCGCCGCAUCCUAUGGCCAUACCGAUCUCCUCCGUGCCCUUGUGAAAGAAUUCAACGUCGAUGUCAACCUCACCGAUGAGGAUGGUGAGACCUGCCUGUUCGUGGCCGAGACUCCCAAGAUCGCACGGUGCCUGGUGGAGGAGUUAGGAGUGGACAUCAACAAGACCAACGAUGAGGGUCAAAAAGCCCACGAGAAGAUGGAGGCGGAUGAGGAGUUCCCUCAGGUCUCUGACUACCUCCGUGAGGCCCUAGGUGUUGCGGCUCCUGCCCCGGCGGACCCUGCACCGGGUCCACUCAACGCUCCCCGGCCGAUUCCUGGGAAUAUGGAGGUGAACAUUGGCACGAUGUCGGAGCAGGAGGCUAGUGCUGGCGAGACUGAGGUUGAUCCCGAAUUCAAGCGCCGCAUUGAUGAGCUCGCCGCCCGCGAAGACUUCCAUAGUGAAGCAACGCAGAACGAGCUGCGGGACUUGGUUCGGGAUGCUCUGACGGGCACCAGCAUCGAGACUUCCGAGCGCGAGGUGCGAAGGAGAACCGACUAA